GCACAAAGAGGCCAGCUAGUUUGUACCCAAGUGGCAAACACAGAGAGAGUCAGAGAGCAAGAUUUGAAGACAGAUCCAAGACAAAGAAUGGGGCAGAGGUUGAGACGUCUGCUACUAAUAUUGGCAUUUCAAUGGGGUGUUGUGGAUCUUGUUGCGGUACAGGGCAGAGCAUUUGGGCGUCAAGACGAAGAACAGAAGUGUAAUUUGUAUGAAGGAAGUUGGGUCAUUGAUUCUUCAUACCCUCUCUAUGGCGCUUCCAAGGAUUGCUCCCUCAUCGUCGGUCAGGGCUUUGAUUGCCUCAAAAAUGGCCGACCUGAUAAGGAUUUUCUAUCUUACAGAUGGAAGCCCUCUGCUUGUGACCUCCCUAGGUUUAAUGGGAAGAAAUUCUUGGAGAGAAACAGAGGGAAGAAGAUAAUGUUCGUGGGGGACUCCAUUAGCAACAACAUGUGGCAGUCACUUUCCUGCAUGCUCCACACUUCAGUCCCAAAUACAAAUUACAACUUCAUGGAGAAGCCUAAGAAUCUCUUUACAUUCCUAUUUCCGGAAUAUGGAACUGAGAUUACGUGGUUGAAGAAUGGAUUUCUAGUGGAUUUGGUGAAAGAUAAAGAAAAAGGAAGGAUUCUGAAGCUGGAUACAAUAAGUUCUGGGGACCAGUGGAAAGGGAUAGAUACUUUGAUUUUCAACACCUACCAUUGGUGGACUCAUACAGGAUCGUCUCGAACGUGGGAUUAUUUUCAAGUGGGGACUAAGUUGAUUAAAGACAUGGAUCACAUGGAAGCUUACAGGAUAGCAUUAACCACAUGGGCUAAAUGGGUUGAUUCUAACAUUGAUCCUUCAAAAACCAAAGUUCUGUUCCAAGGCGUUGCUGCCUCCCACGUUAGUGGGAAGGGCUGCCUGGGAAAAACUCAACCAGAGCAAGGGGCUGAGCCGCCGUAUCCCGGGGUAGACAUAGUGAAGAGCACUCUGCGAAACAUGCGCAUACCAGUUCAUUUGCUUGACAUAACUAAACUCACACAGCUUAGGGUUGAUGGCCAUCCCUCCAUCUUCACAGGCAGAGGCGCUUCCUUUGUUGAUUGUAGUCACUGGUGUCUAGCCGGUGCUCCUGAUUCUUGGAAUGAACUCUUGUAUGCUGUUUUGAUUGGCAACUAACUAUUAAUAACAUCGUCGUCUCUAAAGCUUGCGAUAUUCUCUUACUGUUUUCGAAUCAGGAAACCAUACUUCCAUAAUUGACACAUGGGAGUGCCAGUCUGCCAGAUAACUCAUCUAAUUUUAACAAAUGAACCAGUAUUUUGCAUGCUUGACACUGUUGUCACUUGC
Molecule: messenger RNA, 1317 nt
Organism: Neltuma alba
Lineage: Eukaryota; Viridiplantae; Streptophyta; Magnoliopsida; Fabales; Fabaceae
Product: protein trichome birefringence-like 42
Exons: 5
Coding region: 88-1149 (353 amino acids)
Cellular component (GO): Golgi apparatus
Molecular function (GO): O-acetyltransferase activity
Source: RefSeq, a predicted model, not a curated record